Molecule: messenger RNA, 2786 nt
Organism: Cryphonectria parasitica EP155
Lineage: Eukaryota; Fungi; Ascomycota; Sordariomycetes; Diaporthales; Cryphonectriaceae
Exons: 2
Coding region: 667-2484 (605 amino acids)
Biological process (GO): protein dephosphorylation
Molecular function (GO): cation binding; protein serine/threonine phosphatase activity
Source: RefSeq, a predicted model, not a curated record
CACACUUUGUUUCCUGCUGGCUUGGCCCUUGGAAGGAAACUUGACGCUCUCGCCAGUAUCGUACACUUAUGUGUCUCGCUCUUGCAUGAUUUAUUUAUCAACCUCCAGUGAUUCUGCUCGCGUCUUGCGAAUUUGCCCUAUGCAUCCGAUCUGGGCUAGCAGCUCACUAGUCCAUACCUACAGUGGACUCGCCCCGUUCCGUCGCAACCGCGGGGGACAGACAGACACCUUUUGGGACCUCGACCCUCACACCUUCCCAGCACUACUGGACUGGGCUUGCUUUCUUACGCCAUAGCCAUCCUACUACAAGACGUUCAUCAUCGACCACGUCCUCUGUCUCUCUUCUCUCUGACUCCAGAUACUGAAAGGCCAUUGCUGACCGCAGACCUGAGCCUCUCGAUUACAGGACCUACCCUGACAGCCGCUAUCCACAGUCAAGCUGUCAACCCCGCGAAUUCACGCCAGCGCGCACACGACGGUUAAACCAGCUUUGACGUUAGCCACAACGUCAUUCGCCUCACACAUCUCUGAGCCCAAGUGCCCAGCCCCACGAAACCUCCCAUACCUCCCUUGAUUUCUCCUCUCUCUUCCCCCCCUCCCCAAGACAAUCUGGCAGGAUCCAAGCGUCGCAGUCUCUCCGCUCAAGGAGGUCUGCUGUUCAGUAAGAUGUUCGGCGGCUCAUCUGGCUCUGCGCAGAAGGCAGACAGCAAUUCUCCUCCCGAGUCAACUGCCAAGCCCAGCAGCAAGUCGCCUUCGCCCGAGGACGACCCUACCAGUCCCAACGCUGCUCCCGGUUCGCCUUCCAGCGACUCCCCGCCCAAGCCCAUCAGGACUACGGAUCAGGUUGCAAGCGGCGAGAAGCGCAGCGGCAAUGGCAGUCCUCCCAGCACCGGCGCCGCUGCGGCCAAGAGACGGAGUAGCGGUGUUAGCAGCAAGGCUAGCAGUCUUAUCGCGAGUGCGAAGAACACCCUCAAUUUUGCCCAGGUUGGGGGUAGGAGCAAUAGUGAUCUAGGCUCUCCCGCGCAGCAGACGCCCCUUCAGAAGUUGGGCAAGCAGGAUCCUUCCCUUGCAGUGCCCCAGGGCCAGCAUAACAACGCUGCCGGCGAAUCCCUUCCCGGCCCAAAGUCUACUUUUCGCGUCGGUGUGUGGGAGGAUAGGAACAAGAAGUGUAGGCGGACGAUGGAGGACACCCAUGCUUUCCUAUACAACUUCCUGCAUACCCCUGCCCCGGCCUUGCCCUCGGAAGCGGGCGGCGCGAAAUCGUCGAAAGCCUCGGGUGACAGCUGUGCGUCGGCUGCGCAGGAUAUGUUGGAGACGGACAAUGGCUACUUUGCUAUCUUUGAUGGUCAUGCCGGUACCUUCGCAGCAGACUGGUGUGGGAAGAAGCUGCACAUCAUCCUUGAGGACAUCAUCAAGAAGAACCCGAAUGCCGCCAUACCGGAGCUCCUGGACCAGACGUUUACUACUGUCGACACCCAGCUCGAGAAGCUACCUCUCAAGAACAGCGGCUGCACCGCGGCCAUCGCCGUGUUGCGUUGGGAAGACCGGGUUCCCAGCAAUGUUUCCCAGACCGGCUCUCAGUCUAUCGCGCCCGCGCUGGCCAAGGCCACGGAAAAGGUGCCCGAAAAGACAUCGGACAGCACCGAGGCGAAUACGGAGUCCAAGCAGAAUCCAGAGGCCGAGCGCGCCAAGCUCAAGGGCACUGCAUCGAGACAGCGGGUUCUGUACACGGCCAACGUCGGAGAUGCUCGGAUCGUCUUGUGUCGCUUUGGCAAGGCCCUGCGCCUGUCGUAUGACCACAAGGGCAGCGACGAGAACGAGGGAAAGCGCAUCACGAAUGCGGGCGGAUUGAUCCUUAACAAUCGCGUUAACGGUGUGCUCGCAGUCACCCGGGCACUUGGCGACUCCUAUAUGAAGGACCUUGUCACCGGUCACCCGUACACCACGGAGACUGUCAUCCAGCCGGACAUGGACGAGUUUAUUAUCAUUGCAUGCGAUGGUCUAUGGGAUGUUUGCACAGACCAGGAAGCGGUUGACCUGGUCCGCAAUGUCCAAGACCCCAGCUCAGCCUCCAAGCUCCUGGUAGACCACGCGCUUGCCCGCUUCAGUACCGACAACCUGUCAUGCAUGAUCGUUCGCUUCGACAAGGAGGCCCUGGUCGAGAGUCAGAAUAGGAAGGAUAUCGGUGUGGAGGUCGACCCGACGUCGACGACCGGUAAGAUCAGUGAGGUCGAAAAAAUCGUGGGCGACGUGAAGAAGCAAAUCGAAGAGGGCGGGACUGCCAUCGGGGUUUCGGCGAGCAACAGCGGCAAGGGACAUGACCCUAUACGACCCGACAAUGACAGCGCUUCUUUUACGCCUACGACCCUCCAGGGAUCUCUGGAGGAGGAGCCCUUGGAGAUGGACGGCGAGAUAGAAAGCACGCCAGACAAGCCUGCUACCGAGCCUGAUCCUCCCAACCAGGAGUUGGCUAAAGAGUCUUAAGGAGUGGUGGGCCAGUUCGUUGUGUGUCCCGACCUUGUUCUCCCCUCUUGUUGUCAUGAGCUGCCGGUUUCAUUGCGUGCAGGAAACUCGGCGGCGUCUUCAUGACAAUCGGAAUACGCACGAAAUUAUGAGGUAGAAGAGGCAGGAUGGAAAUAUGAUAAGAAAGCACGCUUCAAUGUUAUUCACCAGCAAGGUUGGGAGUGCUUUCCGGGCUGGUCAUUCUAUUCACAUCGAACGGGACGCAAGCUCUGCAUUGUGGUUCUCCAGAGGGAAAUUGAGCACAGGAAGUCAGAGUAACCUCG